Molecule: messenger RNA, 429 nt
Organism: Cercopithifilaria johnstoni
Lineage: Eukaryota; Metazoa; Nematoda; Chromadorea; Rhabditida; Onchocercidae
Source: the annotation of a GenBank genome assembly
AUGACUUCCAUAACUGAUAGCCAUUAUCGAUACACGCGACUGGAUGACUUCCCUUCGUCUUCAGCAGAAUUCUUUGCUGACACUUUACAAAAGCAACAGAUAAUAUUGACUGAACAGGAUAGAGACCUGGAAAAAGUGGGCGAUUCAGUGCAACUGCUAAAAAAUAUGAGUGGUCGAAUUGGGACGGAGCUUGAAGAGCAAUCAAUAAUGUUGGAUGAUUUGACUACAGAUAUGGAACGGACAGGGAUGAAGCUGGAUGAAAUGGUGAAGAAAAUUGCUAAAUUGACUAAUAUGAAUGAUGGAAGGACCAUCACUAUUGUACCUAGUAGCUCUCCUCAAAAGUCAUCUUCGAACAUUUUGAAGUUAACAUAUGAGGAAAGAAGAGUACAGUCUAGGAUACGCAAACAUUGCUCUAUUCUGGCUGCUUGA